Messenger RNA from Nematostella vectensis (starlet sea anemone), 2823 nucleotides. RefSeq lists its product as uncharacterized. The coding region runs from base 1 to 2631 and encodes 876 amino acids. Lineage: Eukaryota; Metazoa; Cnidaria; Anthozoa; Actiniaria; Edwardsiidae. The transcript is spliced from 11 exons. The record is from RefSeq and is a predicted model, not a curated record.
AUGCUAUUUCUUGAUAGAAAUGAUAUCCAGCAAAUACCAAUUUGGGAAUUCCAGGGUCUUCCAUCAAGAAACCUAAAAAUUUUAGUACAGCAAGAUGCGAGUGUGAACUUUGCAAUUAUCCUGAAUACACGUAGCGCCCUUGUCGGGCAGCGAGCGCUAACAGACACUGGGUACGUGUGUCAGUCACGUGGCCUGAGCAAGCUGUGCUCGCCGUGCAUGCCGGGUACAUAUUGGAGGGUUCGAUGUUACAAGUGUCCAGCAGGCGGUUUCUACCAGGACGAGAUUGCACAGACAGUACUCAAUGAGUAUGACAACGGUUGCAAGCUCUGCCCUCCCGGUCGUUAUGCAAGAAACCCAGGCACUGCGACAGAGUUAGACUGCCAGCCUUGUCAGGACGGAACUAAAUACAGACACUUCGCAGGCUUCCGUGCCUGCUUCUGUCGAGAAAAUUACUACCGGUUAGACCGGUUUGGAGGUUGUUUCCCAUGUCUCACCGGGCUUAGCUGCAACAACGAGACUUUCACGCUAGCCCCAGGGUACUACUGGAAAUGGCAGUCCGAGGUGGCUUUCGAGAAAUACUCGGCAUUCUCCACCGAGCUACAACUAAAGGAUGAUUCUUACAAUACGGAAAAUGCCCGUAUAGACGAGAGCCUGAUACCCGUAGCCUACCGCUGCCCCAUCGAGAGUUCCUGUCUCGGGGGACUGGAGUCUAGGUGCCGCGAGGGAUACACGGGACCCCUGUGUUCUCAGUGCGUCAAGAGACAGUACAAACAGGCAGGAAAGUGCAUAAGAUGCCCUUCAAGCAACCUCAUCCUACCAAUCCUUGGGAAAGUGGCUGCCAUCGCUGCUAUGGUUGUUCUGUUCAUUCGAAGCAGCACUGUCGAGGGGGAUACCCGUGGCUGGAGAGAUUUGGUGAUCGCGUGGCUCAAGAUCAUUAUUGGUUUCUACCAAGUGGCGCUUAUCAUGCCCUCCAAGGAUGACAGCAUUCUUUCUUCAUUGAUUGAGUAUGUCAAGCUUGGGUUACUGGACCUUCUUCCACUGGAGUGUAUCUAUGACGGAUUCGAUGCUGAGAGGAAGUUCGUACUUGCAGCAUCGGUGAAUGUAGCUAUCAUUGCCACUGCAGCUCUGUGCAUUAUUGUAUGCAGGAUAUUGAACAGGAAUCCACAUAAUUCGCGAAAAGGAUGCCGCUUUUUACUUCAAAACAUUCAAUGUAUCAUUGGUGUUGCCUUCUUUCUGCUGAUGCUGCUCUACCCCUCCUUUACACAAAAGGUGCUUUCCAUUCUUCCCGGAACAUGCAUUCGUGUCUGCUCCGACCGUACUCAGGAGAAAUGUCAGUCUUACCUCCGCUCUGACGUCAGUAUAAUAUGCGAAGGAGCGAGAUUUGAGAGGCUGUCCAGGCUUGCAUACGUGGGUACGGCGUUUGCUCUGAUAAUACCUGCGCUUGGACUGCUUUUGCUGUGGAGAACUUUAAAGAAGAAAGACGAUGAUGAAGUUAAGCAAGGAAUGAGAUUUCUAUAUGAAGGCUACAAGCCCAGGUUCUUCUACUGGGAGAUGAUCGAGACGUACCGCAAGCUGGUACUGGUAGUGUCCGCUGUUCUAAUGGACCAGGAGAGCCGUUUAAACCUCGGGGUACCCUCAAUAGUUUCUGGCGUCUAUGCUGUGUUUUUCUGCCAUUUUCAGCCUAUGAAGUACACAAGUGACCACUGGCUGCAGCUUUCCACAUUAAUGGUUACCAUGGUUAACGGACAAAUCGCAAUGCUGCUCAGGCUACCUGUGGAUGAAGUACCGCCAGAAAUUGACAGAGAAGUGGACUCGGUCGGAGUGUUGGCCCUAGUGCUGAUGGGUAAUCUAUUAGUCGCGUUUAUUGCUGCAGGUUCACUCUUGUACGCCGUGUGGCCCUUACUAAAGAAAGCGUUCAUAUCCUUGUGCCGGAAUCGUGGCUAUGAAUUCAGUGACAGACAGUCAAAUGACAGCGAGGACGAGACGCUUGUUGAGGACGAUGGGAGUAGUGCUGAUGACAGUAACGACGAAUGCAGUCACGUGGUACUUGACGGGGCCCUAAAAGAUGAUGGAAGAAACGCUGAUGACAGUAGCGACGAAAGCAGUCACGUGGUACUUGACGUGGCCCUAAAGCACGAUGGGAGAAACGCUGAUGACGGUAACGACGAAAGCAGUCACGUGGUAGUAGACGGAGCCCUUAUGAAUAAUGGGAGAAAUACUGAUGAAGGUAGCAAUGAAAGCAACGAUGAGGAGCAAAGUGAGGCCUCUAAGGACGACGGCAAAAAUACUGAUGAAGGUAGCUAUGAAAGCAACGAUGAGGAGCAAAGUGAGGCCUCUAAGGACGACGGGAAAAAUACUGAUGAAGGUAGCUAUGAAAGCAACGAUGAGGAGCAAAGUAAGGCCUCUAAGGACGACGGGAAAAAUACUGAUGAAGGAAGCAAUGACGUGGAGCAUACUGAAGCUUCUAAGGACGAUGGGAAAAAUAGUGAUGACAGUAGCGAUGGUAAUGGUCACGUGAUUCCCACCGAGCUAGACUGGUACCAAGUGGCAGAUGCCAUCUGCGCUGAAGUGGAUGAUCGUGCCGAUACCAGCAUCUUUGAAGAAGGAGAUGAAGUCACAACGGAGUUCUGAUAUCAUCGCUUCAAGCAAAAUAAGACACAAUGAUGGGUCAAGUAACUUAUAAUAGAGCAAUAUAAUCCAUCCAUUAGAAGUAGGAGCAGUCAUGAUAAGAGCUCCGUUUCGCUAUGACUCAAUAAAGUACACAAAAUAACUUGUAUCGGAUAAAACUGCCUACGACAAAUAAAAGAAUAGAUCACUGGAAAA